UGGGACCGAGCCAUCGUGCCGAGCAGAACGCUGAUGGGGCGGAACGCUGACACGAAUACGUGCUGGCUGUGAGGUUUGUGGAUCAUGACCGAAGUUUAAACCGUUUAACAGCAAUCAGCGGAAAAGCACGUGCGUGGUGUGCGGGUGUUUGUGUAACCUCGCGAGGUUUUCUUCUCGCUGUGUGAGCGCAUGGAGCUGGAUCGGAGACUCCUGCUGGCGCACUGCGCUGCCCACGCCCUGUCCGUGAUCGCAGGCCUGCUGGUCGUGGUGCCGUUAGCGCUGAACGGCUCGGCGUUUAAAGGCCGCUGUGCGCUCUUCACCCACGGCUUCUGGCGCUCCGAGAACCAGAGCGCGAGCGGCGCGCACCUGGCGGCUGGAACACACCUGGCGGCUGGAACACACCUGGUGGUGCAGCAGUGGGGGCCGCCGGCAGCCUGCCAGUUCGCCACGUUCGUCGGAGUGUUUACGGUGCUGUAUGGAGCCACACAGAGCUGGAGGAGUUUAUUUUAUCUCCACCGGCGUCACGACGACACCUUGUUCUCGGCCUUUCUCACGCUGCUGCUGAGCCUGUGUGUGCUCUUCCUGUCCGGAGGCGCAAGUGUGAUUCUGACCCUUGGCCUUGUGUCCUGGUGCAACACCAUCACUGAUCACAACACCCGACCAUACAGCUGUGCUGAGGCACAAUCUGUGCCCCUCUACUUGGAUGUGGAAACCUCCUCGUUCUACUCGGAGCUCACCUGUGCACAGAUUUCUCUGUGGUGUGUAACAGCUCUAUGGUUGGUUCACUCCAUUCUGUCCUUCCUGAGACUCUACCACUCUCACAGUCAGCAGAUCAGCGGACCGUGUCUGUCCCGAGAGAAGGAGCUCCUGCUGGGCCAGCCACAUGUAGAUUGUCCCCUGCCAUGCCAACACCCUCACCCUCCACAACCACCUGCCAUCUUCAUUUAAUCCCUGAACUACCCCCUAAAUGUGCUCUUUUAUGUCGAUCCACAAAUCAUAAGCUUUUUCUAGUCUUUGUGUUAGUGGAAGCAUAAAAAUACUUCUUAAGAAGAAGCUCCGUCUGUUACAUGGAGCAUCCUGUAAUGGUGCACUACAAACCUGUCCAUGCAUGUCUGUGAAAAACAUAAUGAACAGUGCAAAGACAAGACUCUAGAAAAACCAAGAACGAUAAGCUAUAUUACAAGUAAGCUAUACGUAUUGUUGCUUUAGUCAUUAUUUAUCGUACUGUAAUUGUGUUUGUAAUAACCUUUAGUUGUGUUGUUCUAUACACGGGAUUGCACCAAUACAAGUUUGUCAACCACUUUCAAACAGGGUCUUUUAGUGUUGAGUAUUCUAGGGUAAAUGUCAUUUAAUGAUACACAGCAUUCGUUCGCUUGCAGAAAGAUAAAUGUUGCAAAAAUCUUGCUGUAUGCAAGUAAAAGUUACUUGUAAAGUGAAUGGGAAGGAAGACUAGCAUGUUGCAUGUGCUCAGUUCAGACCCAUGCUGCUUUACUGUAGUAAGCAUACAUUGCUAUGCAUGUUUCUCCUGUAUGCUGCUUAGUGUAGUGUUGCUUAAACACUCUCUCUCUCUCCCUGCCACAUGAAGGUUUCUUUAUGAUGCUGUGUGUAGAUGCAGCUCUGAGGAAACAGCCAAUGCAGAGGUGCUAAUAUUUAUGGUUUACAGUUUUUGACCCCUUGCUUGGGGACACCUGAAAACUACAGCAGACAGACUAAAUAUGAGCAAAGUUCACUGAAGGGGAAAGGACAUGUAUGAUGCAUGUUUGCUCCUGGUAGCAGAUCCUUUUGUUUCACAAUGAUUUAAAUUUUGGCCUGUGGAUUCAUGAGCCUCAAUCUUCUGAGCACACAUUGGCAAGAUCAUGGUCUCUUUAUUUGGUUAAACAUGGAGGAGCUGCUCAUUAUUAAGUAUUGGUCAUACCAGUUCCCCUACCCCUACCCACACACUCUUUCUCUUGGUGUAUAUCUGGAAAAAAAAUCAUUGGGUAUCUCGUACAGACUGAAGCUCAGAUUUUUUUUUUUUUUCAAAUUUAGGUUUUCCUUCUGGGCGGCACCGUGGUGUAGUGGUUAGCGCUGUCGCCUCACAGCAAGAAGGUCCGGGUUCGAGCCCCGUGGCCAGCGAGGGCCUUUCUGUGCGGAGUUUGCAUGUUCUCCCCGUGUCCGUGUGGGUUUCCUCCGGGUGCUCCGGUUUCCCCCACAGUCCAAAGACAUGCAGGUUAGGUUAACUGGUGACUCUAAAUUGACCGUAGGUGUGAGUGUGAAUGGUUGUCUGUGUCUAUGUGUCAGCCCUGUGAUGACCUGGCGACUUGUCCAGGGUGUACCCCGCCUUUCACCCGUAGUCAGCUGGGAUAGGCUCCAGCUUGCCUGCGACCCUGUAGAAGGAUAAAGCGGCUAGAGAUGAUGAGAUGAGGUUUUCCUUCUCUUGUUCUGUCUGCUAUAAUUUUCUUGUUAGCAAUGUUGGCACCUCUGUCCUGCUUGGACCCCGGUUGUAAUUCAGAAUGUGAUAUCAGUCAGGGAGGAGCAUGGAAAAAAAAUUCAAGGAAUGUGCACCAUGUGUUUUGACCUCUGACCUCCCUGAACUGAGUGGCUGUGGUGACACACACGUAGCUGACAGAGAAACUAGAGGUAAAGGGAGAGACGUGUAUGUAAAUGUGAUUAUUGCUAAUGCUUAUGUUUAAUACCUCUGUUUGUACCACUGUUGUAUCUCUAAUUAAUUUGAGAUCAACUCAUGAAUAGUAAAGUGUAUAAAAUUCA
Messenger RNA from Neoarius graeffei (lesser salmon catfish), 2748 nucleotides. Its product is annotated as Transmembrane protein 179-like. Bases 190 to 948 code for a protein of 252 amino acids. The transcript has 4 exons. The record is from RefSeq and is a predicted model, not a curated record. NCBI's taxonomy places the organism in Eukaryota, Metazoa, Chordata, Actinopteri, Siluriformes, Ariidae.